AUGCUAGAGGGAAAGAUGCUGAGCAUAGGAUAUGAUAGACAGAGAGAUGCUGAGCUGAAAGUAGAAUAUGCUAGAGGGAGAGAAGUUGAGCUGGGAGUAGGAUAUGCUAGAGGGAUAGAAGCUGAGCUGAGCGUAGAAUAUGCUAGAGGGAGAGAAGUUGAGCUGGGAGUAGGAUAUGCUAGAGGGAGAGAAGUUGAGCUGGGAGUAGGAUAUGCUAGAGGGAGAGAAGCUGAGCUGAGAGUAGAAUAUGCUAGAGGGAGAGAAGUUGAGCUGGGAGUAGAAUAUGCUAGAGGGAGAGAAGCUGAGCUGAGAGUAGAAUAUGCUAGAGGGAGAGAAGUUGAGCUGAGAGUAGGAUGUGCUAGAGGGAGAGAAGUUGAGCUGGGAGUAGAAUAUGCUAGAGGGAGAGAAGCUGAGCUGAGAGUAGAAUAUGCUAGAGGGAGAGAUGCUGAGCAUAGGAUAUGA
This is a messenger RNA of Bufo gargarizans (Asiatic toad), 462 nucleotides long. RefSeq names its product octapeptide-repeat protein T2-like. The record is from RefSeq and is a predicted model, not a curated record. Gene Ontology annotation, cellular component: membrane. Gene Ontology annotation, molecular function: porin activity. The coding region runs from base 1 to 462 and encodes 153 amino acids. Lineage: Eukaryota; Metazoa; Chordata; Amphibia; Anura; Bufonidae. The transcript has a single exon.